CGGUGUGCACUUUGAUCAUGAUAUGACAUGGCGCUCUCAUGUAGAUUUCCUCACUGGCAAACUGUCACAGGUGUUGAGUGUUGUCCAUUCCUUUAGGUACCUGCCGCAAUCCGCGAAAUUGCUGAUUUAUAAAUCACUUUCCUUCAGUCACCUAAAUUACUGCUGCCUCGUAUGGGGCACAACUUCAACCAUAAAUAUUCACAAGCUGUUUGUCAUCCAGAAGAAAUUUCCUCGUGUCAUUUGUAAUAAGCCUCGUGAUUUUCAUUCCGCUCCUUUUGAGUGCGCCUACAACCCUUAACUUGCCUGCCCUUAUAAACCCGCGCUUGUUGCCAACCUACAGAAGAUAUGAGAAAAAUAUUUGCGCCCUCAGCUCUCUCGCUAAUCUCACAAAACGAGAAACCCCUUACACAACUCGAGCUCCUGAGACUUGGUGUGUUCCUCAACUUCGUACUAAUUAUGGCCAGCAAAUGUUAUGCCGCUGGCUGCCCAGUUUACUCAAUGAUCUCACCAGAUCCAGUAUGGAUGUGCUCACUUAUUCCGCAAAAAAUCUGCGAGAAGUGUUUCUGCGAACUUGACUCUGUACGGUUGUACUUUGUAAAUUUAGCCCUCGGGGCUCUUGCUUUUUUCUUUUUUUUUUCUCCUUUUUUUUUCCUUAACACGUUUCCCACCUGCCCUGCUGCUGCUAUUGUGAACAAAACGUGGGGCCAGCCAAGCUGCUUUCACUGUAGCUUUUUUCCCCUUGUUUUUCCACCACAACCAUGUACAUCCUUCCUUCUGGAAACAAAGAAAUAAAAAAAUGACAACCAUCUUUAAAACCAUUGCUGUUAUGGCAAAACAAAGCAUCAUUUGUUAGUCAGAGCAUUGUUAUGUUUAUUACUUUUGUCUGUCCACGUUUCCUGCGCUAUUUCAUAGUCCAAAGCCAAGUUAAGCCGACAAACCAAGCGACGCAGGGUUCUGAUUGUUAGAAUUUCGACGGUGUGCCGGAUGUUAUACUGCGCAUUUCGCUUAGCAAAAUGUAAGUUUGUGUUUUGUCUUUCGUUUUAAUUUUACUUUUUGGUCGCUACAACAACUUGUCGGUGCGCUCAUGCUGAGGUGCAGGCGCGUUGAAGUCACACAGUGAUACGCACGCACACACACACACGCACACACGAGCACGCGCGCACACACACACGCUACACAGUCGAAUGAGCGCGCACGUUAUUUGUAACCCUGUGCGUCGGUGCCCCGUUCACAGGAUGAGAGCUCGAGAAGCCGCGCAGCUGUCAUGCAGGCCCGGGUGAAUUACGUUUUAUGGCAAUGUCGACCGUAUCCGUUGAUUAUGUCCACCGGACGGGUACUGAACAUCUGGGAACAGUGCUAGGAAUAGAACGGCAAAGAUACCUUGUUUUCUCCCUCGCGAUAAACGGCGAUCAUUUUGUCUUCGGCGAUGUUCGCAACGGUGUGUCUGGCAGUGCUCUCGACGAUUCUUUACAGUUUGUACAGAUGGAGGAAGAGGACAUUCUCGGUGUUCAAGGAACUCGGUAUACCUGGGCCGGAGCCUAACCUUAUUUUCGGCAACCUGCUUGAAAUACGGAGAAAGGGCAUGGGUAUAGCGUCGAGCGAAUGGACGAAGAAGUACGGUGACGUCGUGGGCUACUAUAACGGCGUCAUGCCUGGAAUCAUACUGCGUGACCAUGAAUUGAUAAAGCGUAUCUUCAUCCAAGACUUCCAGUGUUUCACCGGACGACAGGUCAUGGCUUCCGUGUCAAAAAACCUCGCCGUCAACGAAGUGCGAAUCAGCAGAGUGAGUGGCGACGAUUGGCGCUACUUGAAGAAAAUCAUGGUUCCCGCCUUCAAGACGGGCAAUAUCAAGAAGGCCGUUCCGCUGGUGAAAGAAUGCGUGGAGGAGUGUUUUCGGGUGAUGGACUGCAAGCUCGCUGGCUCAGACGGCUGCAUCGAGGUGUUCGAGCCAUUCUGCAUCAUGGCCACCGACUUCGGCCUGCAGUUCUUCGCCGGCGCUCGCACGGACAUCCAGAGAGACGACACGUCUUUGCUGGCUCUGUGCAAGGCGGCGCGCCAAAGCGUGGGCCAGUUCGGAGGCACCUCGCUCUUUUUUCUCAAUAUCCUCCCUGACAGUCGAUUACUGCACAAGAUUAUCAUCGCCGUGAAGUCUAUUUUCGCUCAACUACCCUCGGACGAGGUGACAGACAGGAUGGUUCCUAUCAUCAAUCACCGCAGAGAAAACCCUGAUCCCACCAAGGAGGACGUACUUCAGUUGAUGUUAAACUCGGAAAAAGAAGAAAGGAAGAGCAAUGGAAAAAUCGAAGGCCAUCGGUUAUCGAGCAUACUGAUGUCACACCCACUCGAGCUAAGGACGGCUUCGAACACCGCUAUCUGCAUUGUUGCCGGCAUCGACAACAUAGCUUCACCGCUGGCCUUCGCGUCUUACCUGCUCGCUGAACACCAAGAAGUGCAGGACAAAGUUCGAGCAGAAGUUCAAGCCCUACUCCAGAAAGAGGGGGAGCUCACAUACGACGGCCUCGCUGAACUCACGUACUUGGGCCAAGUGCUGUCAGAAACCCUGAGACUCUAUCCUUCGCUUCCAGGCUCGGUGCGCAGGGUAUGUGACGAGGACUACGAGUGCAAUGGAAUUCGCAUCCUGAAAGGCAUGAACGUUUCCGUUCCCACUCUCGAUGUGCACUACGAUCCCAUGCUGUGGCCGGAACCGAAAAAGUUUGACCCUGAACGAUUCAGCAAGGCAAACAAGGAGCGCAUACAUCCCUUCUCGUACUUCCCCUACGGACUUGGACCGCGCACAUGCAUGGCAGCCGCUCUCGCCCGGGUGGAGUUCAUCGUCGCGCUUGCUCUGCUUGUGACGCGGUACAGGUUACUGCCUACUGGCAAGUACAAAGACGAGCCGCCGAAAUAUUUUACCGCAAUGUUGGUGGGUUAUCCAAAGGAAGGUGUAUACGUCAAACUUCAGAAGCUUUAAAGUCCAGGGAAAUACAUGAAAGAGCAGGGCGAAAACACGUCAUGUUCAUUGUGACUGUCUACACUUUGAGGUCAGUAAAAGGUGAUCUUCUCUGCUUUAACAGCAAGAUACACUCACAAAUCACCGCAUGCGUCAACUCAAUCGCCUGACUUCUAUCCUUGGGCCUCCAUACUGCUAUUACUCGCCAAUAAAGUGUUUCCCGUUG
Dermacentor andersoni is the source of this 3176-nucleotide messenger RNA. Its product is annotated as cytochrome P450 3A13-like. Lineage: Eukaryota; Metazoa; Arthropoda; Arachnida; Ixodida; Ixodidae. The record is from RefSeq and is a predicted model, not a curated record. Gene Ontology annotation, molecular function: monooxygenase activity; oxidoreductase activity, acting on paired donors, with incorporation or reduction of molecular oxygen; iron ion binding.